AGAGAGAGAGAGGCCAUAGUCUACCUCUUUUCUUCUCUCGUUCUUUUGACAGACAAACGGAAUGGGGGAAGGGAUGGAAGAGAGAGAGAGCCGUGACUGAGGAAACCGACGUCAGAUGGACGGUGGGCAGGCGCUGAAGACUGAAUUUGUGUGAGAGAGCAAGAGAAAGCCCUUUUCCCUAUUCAGUGGUCACGGAGAAAGUGUGGGGGAGGGAGAAACCUAAGCCAAGAAAGGGAACAAAAAGACAACCCACCUCAACUACAGCGGAGUCUCUGCGAACUCCGAGGAAUUUAUCUUGAAGAGCGAGCGCAUCUUACUGAAGACUGAAUCUUUCAUUCAUUGUUGGAAAUUUCUGCUGCUGUAACACCCGGUUUACACUGACAGGAAGAGCUGGUGCUUGCGUACAUUGAAGAGCAGAAGCCUACUGAAGCAGCAGAUCUGUUCUCCGUGUCAACACAAUGGCCCUGAGGACCUGGUUCAGUAGUGUGUAGCAUCAAGGGUGGUUCGGCUGGGGAAGAACACCACCGCAUCAUUCCCAGACUGUCUCUGACCAGCAGCAGAGGGGCCAUGCAGAAGCUCAUCUGACGGGAGCGACAGCGGGUUAACGGACGCGGCACCAGGAAUUUUUUUAUUGACUCCACCUGGCUCUGAAUGCCCUUCUCAUUCCACCACCUUCAGCAUUGAAAAUCGACACGUUUUUAUUUGCUGGGCGAAAAGGAAUACAAGAAACUAUCAGAGAGGAGGAUUUUGGAAAAACCCCCGGAGAACUACAGUCCCACACGCCCGCCCCUCCCCCCGCCCCCUCAACAGGUCGCCUCGGACCGGAACCCGGAGCCAUGUGCCACGUGAUCGUGACGUGCCGCUCCAUGCUGUGGACGCUGCUGAGCAUCGUGGUGGCCUUCGCCGAGCUCAUCGCCUUCAUGAACGCCGAUUGGCUGAUGGGGGCCCCGCGCACCCCGGACCCCGUGGUCGGGGCCCAGGGGACCCUGGAUCCCUACCGGCCCACGCUGGGCCUAUACACGCGCUGCAUCAAGGUGACGGGGCACCGGCGGGGCGUCCAGUGCGGGCCCUACGCCGUGGAGUUCAGCGAGAUCGCCAGCGGGUUCUGGCAGGCCACCACCAUCUUCCUGGGCACGGGCAUCCUGCUGCUGUGCUCGGUGGCCUUCAUCUCCGUCUUCACCAUGUGCUUCCAGAGCAUCAUGAAGAAGAGCAUCUUCAACGUGUGCGGCCUGCUGCAGGGCAUCGCAGGUCUGUUUCUGAUCCUGGGCCUGAUGCUGUAUCCAGCCGGCUGGGGCUCGGACAAGGUCCUGAGCUACUGUGGACAGGACGCCGCCCCCUACAAGGUGGGCCAGUGCUCCCUGGGCUGGGCCUUCUACACCGCCAUCGGGGGGACCGUCCUCACCUUCAUCUGCGCCGUCUUCUCCGCCCAGGCCGAAAUCGCCACCUCCAGCGACAAGGUGCAGGAGGAGAUCGAAGAGGGGAAGAGCCUCAUUUGCCUGCUUUGAGCCAGGACCAAGACCGCCGAGGCCCGAGACUGCUAAGACCGAGGCCAAGUCGACAGCUCCAGGCUUACUAAAAUAAAAGGCUCGGGUCUGACAACAUUUUGGCUUGACUAGUCUCCGACCGGCCACAGCCUUCUCCACUCACAGAAGGGACUGAGACCUUAUCACCACUAAGACUUUAACCGUAACAAGUUUGCUUGUCGUUUUCAUUUGAGCUGGCAUGGCUUGCUUCUUAUGUAAAGCUUUUCCUUCAGUGAUGCUGCGCAUGUCAUUAAUGUCCCAAAUUCACAGUGCCAGCGUAAGCUAAAAUGACUCCGAAUGAAUUGUAAAUAGCUGUAUAUACUGUACAGAGCGUAACACAAUGUGGAAUAGAAUUUUUCUCCGGUCGUAAACACGA
This is a messenger RNA of Anguilla anguilla (European eel), 1899 nucleotides long. Its product is annotated as LHFPL tetraspan subfamily member 2a protein-like. The record is from RefSeq and is a predicted model, not a curated record. Bases 837 to 1505 code for a protein of 222 amino acids. Gene Ontology annotation, cellular component: membrane. The transcript is spliced from 4 exons. NCBI's taxonomy places the organism in Eukaryota, Metazoa, Chordata, Actinopteri, Anguilliformes, Anguillidae.